This is a messenger RNA of Fulvia fulva, 810 nucleotides long. RefSeq names its product Short-chain dehydrogenase srdC. The transcript has 3 exons. The record is from RefSeq and is a predicted model, not a curated record. Bases 1 to 810 code for a protein of 269 amino acids. Lineage: Eukaryota; Fungi; Ascomycota; Dothideomycetes; Mycosphaerellales; Mycosphaerellaceae.
AUGGGGCUCCACUUUCCUGGCGUUGCUUUCGUGACCGGUGCCGGAUCUGGCAUUGGUCGUGCCACAGCUCUUCUGUUCGCAAAGGAAGGCUGCAGGCGUAUCGCUAUCGCUGAUCUCAACAAACACGCUCUCGUCAAAGUCCAAAGCGAGAUUGAGAGCGAACAUGCAGAUAUCAAGGUCGAAGUACACCACAUAGACCUAACGUCCGAAGAGUCGGUAGACGGCGCUAUCAAGAAUGUGGCGAAGUCAUUCGGCCGCAUCGAUUACGCGUGUAACGCCGCUGGAGUCCUCAUGCCUGGGCCAACAGAUUCCGUCACAGUGGAGUCCUUCGACAUGCAGCAACGAGUCAACCUUCGUGGAACAUGGCUCUGCCAACGCGCAGAAAUCAAACAAAUGCUCACGCAAGAACCCCUCAAAGCCGACGACUCCCGUUUCGCAGCAAGGGGCUCAAUCGCAAACGUGGCAUCAAUGCUAUCCUUCAUCGCCUACGACCAUUUACCCGCAUAUACGGCCAGCAAGCACGCCAUCCUGGGCUUCACGAGGACGGAUGGGCUCAGAUAUGCUAAAGAUUUGAUCCGUGUUAAUGCGAUCUGUCCCGGUGUGAUUCGGACUCCUUUGCUAGGGCAACUUCCGGAGGAGACGGAGGGGACGGUGGAUAAGCAGGUUUCGGGGAUGGUGAGUGAGAUGGCGAUUGGGAGGUUUGGGCUGCCGGAGGAGGUCGCGGAGUGUCUUGUUUGGGCUACGUGUGGGAGGGCGAGUUUGGUUACGGGGUCGACUUUGUCGCCUAAUGGGGGGAUGGUUGGUGCUUGA